Molecule: messenger RNA, 1230 nt
Organism: Aspergillus candidus
Lineage: Eukaryota; Fungi; Ascomycota; Eurotiomycetes; Eurotiales; Aspergillaceae
Product: NAD(P)-dependent alcohol dehydrogenase
Exons: 2
Coding region: 1-1158 (385 amino acids)
Biological process (GO): D-sorbitol catabolic process
Molecular function (GO): L-iditol 2-dehydrogenase (NAD+) activity; zinc ion binding
Source: RefSeq, a predicted model, not a curated record
AUGACCACAAUCAACCUCGAGAAGCCGAACAUUGGUGUCUUCACCAACACCAACCAUGACCUCUGGGUCGCCGAAUCGACUCCGUCGCUGGCCGAUGUGAAGGUUGGGAAAGGCCUGAAUGCUGGCCAGGUGACUGUCGAAGUCCGCAGCACUGGCAUUUGCGGAUCCGAUGUCCACUUCUGGCACGAAGGCUGCAUUGGUCCGAUGAUUGUCACCGGCGACCAUAUCCUGGGCCACGAGUCCGCCGGCCAGGUCGUCUCCGUCGCUCCCGAUGUCACCCACCUGAAGCCCGGCGACCGUGUCGCCAUUGAGCCGAAUGUUAUCUGCAACGCCUGCGAGCCGUGUCUGACUGGUCGCUAUAACGGUUGCGAAAAUGUCCAGUUCCUCUCCACCCCACCCGUCGACGGUCUCCUGCGCCGCUACUUCAACCACCCUGCCACCUGGUGCCACAAGAUCGGAGACAUGAGCUACGAGGAUGGUGCCAUGCUCGAACCCCUCAGUGUCUCCCUGGCUGCCAUUGAGCGCAGUGGUCUGCGCCUAGGAGACCCCUGCCUGAUCACCGGCGCUGGUCCCAUCGGCCUCAUUACCCUCCUCAGUGCCCGCGCCGCUGGUGCCACGCCCCUCGUCAUCACUGAUAUCGAUGAGGGACGUCUGGCUUUUGCCAAGUCGCUGGUGCCGGAGGUGCACCCCUACAAGGUGCAGACCAGCCAGUCGGCUGAGGAGAACGCGACGGGAAUUAUCGCUGCCUUCAAUAACGGCCAGACGACAGGUCCGGACGUCCUGCGACCUCGCCUGGCGCUGGAGUGUACCGGCGUCGAGAGCAGCGUUGCCUCCGCCAUUUGGAGCGUCAAGUUCGGCGGCAAGGUCUUUGUGAUCGGCGUGGGCAAGAACGAGAUGAAGAUUCCCUUCAUGCGCCUUAGCACUCAGGAGAUCGACCUGCAGUACCAGUACCGCUACUGCAACACCUGGCCGCGCGCCAUCCGUUUGGUCCAGAGCGGUGUCAUCAACUUGAAGAAACUGGUGACCCACCGUUACAUCCUCGAGGAUGCCCUCAAGGCGUUUGACACGGCCUCCGACCCGAAAACUGGCGCUAUCAAGGUGCAAAUCAUGAGUUCGGAGGAGGAUGUGAAGGCUGCGGUGAAUGCGGCCCAGUCGUGAUAGAAUUCUUCCCCUUCCUUUUUUCUUUUAUUCUUCUAUCCUUCUGUGCUAAGGAUUGGCCGUCCCCCGUUU